CCUCAAAGAAUCUCUCAGGAUACUCUUCUUUCACAACAUCAAUCAGCAAAGAGCAGCCGCUCCUCUUCUCAUUGCGACCGACUCAGAUUCCUCGCAGCUCAUACUUUUCCCUUCGCAAUGCCUUCCUCUUCGUCUAAGACGUUGGUUCUCUGGAAGCCCUUUUUUGGAGGGGGUUCGUCCUCUUCCAAGAAAGGGCCCGUGAAGCCUCAUCGCGCCAAGGCAUCUGCGCCCCAGAGCUCCGGUUCUGAGAAGGGUCCUUAUGAUGAGGAAAGCAAGUCUGUGGUGAGCGAAGUCGAAAGUAAGAUUUGCGUUAGCAAAAUGAUCACUUUUGUUGUUGUCCAUCCCAGUCAAAAGGAUCAGAUGAAGAGUAUCGUGAGAGAAAAACGGAAAGCGGAGGAAGAGAAGCAGAAAAAGAAGGGGUCGAAGAACAAAAAACAUGGCACAGUUUCCACUGCCGUUGUCACCACGCAGGAUGGUCUUCAGCGCCACAUCGACGCCGCCCUCCCCAAGGACCCCAAGGACCCCAAGGACCCCAAGGACCCCAAGGAGCCCAAGCAGUUCACCAAAGUCUGCAUCAUCGUCGGCUCGGGUGUUGAAAUCAUCACGUACGAAAUCUCAUACGCCGUGAAGGAAGUCUACGUUGUACCCUACAACCCCGAGGGACAACGUAACAAGCUCCGCAUUGGUAGUUCCUCGACUUUCUGUGGUGUCAAGGCCUAUGCUUGGCCGCAACGUCAGUCGGCCCGCGACCGUAGGUUGGAACAUGCGGAAGGAUGCUAUUUCAACUUUUCGGACGUCAUGGGUGAGGCUAGAGGGCUGCUCCAGCCACAGAUUGCGCCCGAAAUGUCUGAAGACGCGCUUUCUGAGCAAUUCAACAGCCUCAGCUCGCAGCUGAUGAGGCUCGAGGAAGACAGAACGCCUGAAUCACAGAGACAAGUGAGUUUGGGAGCCCAUGAUUCCUCACUCCCCGCCGCUGAUGGUACAGGCUCGUGGUUCGACAAAUCGAAGGGCCUUCUGGCCACCAUCGUAGGACUUGUUUGCGGCGCUGGUGCCGGUGCCAUGACCGGAGGGUUUGUUCUCACCUCUGGGGGCAUCUCCCUAUCAGGACCUUUGGGGUUUUCUUUGACUACGAAAUAUUUCUGCGCGGCAGGUUUUGGGGCCGCUUGUGGCACGGCCGCUGCCACCACGAUUUUAGCUGGUGCUACUGUUUACUUGAUUCCGUGGGGAACAUUGUGGAAAUACGCCCAGGAGAUACUUGGGAGUAUCUGGAAACGUUUUGGCGAUAUGGUUGUGUCAGUUUUGGGGAAGGUGAAAGCUGUGGUCAUGUCAUUUGUCUCGAAGGUGAUUGCCAUCUUCCCUUCAUUCUCCGUGUCAGGCCCGCGUGUGCACUCCAACUGA
Messenger RNA from Ilyonectria robusta, 1398 nucleotides. RefSeq lists its product as uncharacterized. Lineage: Eukaryota; Fungi; Ascomycota; Sordariomycetes; Hypocreales; Nectriaceae. The transcript is spliced from 2 exons. The record is from RefSeq and is a predicted model, not a curated record. The coding region runs from base 118 to 1398 and encodes 426 amino acids.